Liolophura sinensis is the source of this 4622-nucleotide messenger RNA. RefSeq names its product protein SET-like. Lineage: Eukaryota; Metazoa; Mollusca; Polyplacophora; Chitonida; Chitonidae. The record is from RefSeq and is a predicted model, not a curated record. Bases 25 to 1260 code for a protein of 411 amino acids. Gene Ontology annotation, biological process: nucleosome assembly. The transcript is spliced from 8 exons. Gene Ontology annotation, cellular component: nucleus.
UCAGAUUGAUCACAGCAGAGUAAGAUGUCGUUUGCUGUGCCGUCCAUGCCGGCGGAUAAUGGAACCCCUGUCAAACAGCAGAAACUAUCCACACAAGAACCGCUGUCUGAUGACAGCCAUGACUUUGAUAAAGAAACCCAGAGAGCUUUGGAAGAGAUUGAUUCGUGCCAAAACGAAAUAGAUGCUCUGAAUGAAAAGGCUAGUGAAGAAAUCCUCAAAGUUGAACAGAAGUAUAAUAAGCUAAGGAGACCACACUUUGACAAAAGAAACGAGUUGAUCAAAAAGAUACCCAAUUUCUGGGUAACAGCAUUAGUAAACCACCCACAAACAUCAGCUAUACUCGAUGAAGAGGAAGAAGAAUGUCUUCACUACCUGAAUAUGAUAGAGGUAGAAGAAUUUGAAGACAUCAAAUCAGGGUACAGAAUUAAGUUCCAGUUUUCACCAAAUCCCUUCUUUGAAAAUGAAUUGCUCUGUAAGGAGUUUCACUUAGCUGUCUCAGGUGAGCCCGCCUCCAAGUCCACCCCAAUAAUAUGGAAAGAUGGAAUGGACUUGAGCACAAAAGCCCAGCCUUUACAAGAUAAAACCAACAACAGGAAGCGAGGCAGACCAGUCCCCCGUACAUUUUUCUCCUGGUUUUUAGACAAUGGAGAUCCUUCAGUGGAUGACAUUGCAGAGGUCAUUAAAGAUGACAUGUGGCCCAACCCGAUACAGUAUUACCUUGUCCCAGAGGUAGAGGCUAACGGUGUUAGUGACGAAGACGAGUUUGAUGAGGAAGGGGCAGAUAACUCUGUGUAUGUGAUUGAUGAUGAUGAGGACGACGAUGAUGUUUUGGAAGAAGUUGAUGAACAUGAUGAUGUGGAAGAAAUUGGGGAUGAUACAAUAGAUGAUGAUGGAGAUCUGGAGUCUGAUGAGGUUCUCUUGGAAGGGGAGGUUGAUGGUGAAGAUGAUGGAGAAGAGGAGGAAGAUGACAUAGAAGAGCUGGAAUAUGAGUAUGAAGAUAGGGUUGUGUUAGAUGACACAGAUGACACAGAUGAACCGGGUGUGGCUGUGGAAAACCUUGUUCAGGUGGAGGAACAGGGUAGUCUUGCGGGAACGGCUGAAGAGGAACAAUUAUCAGUGUCAGAUUCUACCAAUGUGGUCACAUCAGCUGAUGGUGAUGCAGAUGGUGAAGUUGCAGAAGGCGAAGUAGUAGAAGAGGAAGAAGCCAGUGAGGCAAAAGAGACUGACCAACCUGCAGGUACAGGAGAGGAGGAAAAGUGAAAAGUGUGAAUAUGUGGUUUCAAAAACAUUUUAUGAUACAUUUUGUUUUCAUCAGUUUACCCUUACCCUAGCCAUUAAAUGUUAAUUAAAGUAAGUCAGCUAAACAGGCCUGGAAUUCUGAUAGCCUGGGCUUGUUCUCUUCAUUGUACAUACAACAAGCAUCAUAUGAAUUCAGUUUUCAUACAGGAUUUUGUGGGAUUCUUCAUUUAAGUACAUGUACAUGGGUACUUACCACUCAGCUGUGGUUUCAUUUAAAGGAUUGUAAAAGAAUGUGUCUGUAGGUCUCGUUCAAAAUAAUUCAUAUCUGUCACAGGGUGACAUUCUUAAAGAAUUGAUAAACACUCAAAUACCUUUCGCUUAAAAUCCUGAUGAAAUUUUGUUGUUGAAAUGUAUCAGCAAUUAACAUGAUUUUGUAAGAUUGUAAAAUAUAUUCCAAACAGAAACUUCCAAUAUUCUCAGUCUACACUCCAGUCUAUUGUGAUUUGAAAAUAUCAUAGCAGGCUGGAAGAAAUUCUGUAAGUGUUAAAAAAUGCUGUAGUGUUAUCCUUGCAACAACAAUAUUUUAUCCAUAUACUGCAGGCUGGUAUCAAAUAAUGUGUAGAAGUUCUUAUGGAAGUCUCCAGAAAUCUCUCUUGCUUGUCAUUGAAUGGUUCAAAUCAGGCAGUUCCCCACGAUUUACCUUAUAUGUUGUACCCAAGUUGAACCACCUAAAAUGACCAUAAAUUUUGUAUACGACUAAAUUGCUCAUUUUUCUCAAUUAUGAAAGUUCUGUUGAUUUUAGAAAGGUGUUUUGAGGCUUGCUUGGAACACCAGAUGAUAUUAUACUGGAAAAUUGUAAGUUUCAGCAACAAAAAUAAUAUUUUGUGUCUUAAAAUUCCCUCUUGUUUUUUAGGUUUAAAGUGUUUUUUAGUCAUUUAGCUUAUUUGCUUUUCUCGCCCAGACAAACUAUGUGAGUAAAAAAAUUCUUUUUAAAACUGGAACAUUACUGAUCUAACAGUAUAUUUCAUGAAAAAUGUGUGCACCAAUCCUGCACCUAACUCUUGUCACAUGUUAAAAGGUCAUUAAACCAUUAGAAGAUGCAUUGCUUUAGCAAGACCUACACAUAUAGGAGGCCUCUUUGUUGGGUCAUACUGCUUGUUAAAAACUGUCUGAAUGACAUAAUAACCCGAUUUGAAUAAUUACAUUAAUUCAGGUUUGGUAAAGGCCAGCUGUCACAAGCCUUGUAUACAGAUGUGUACUACUGUAAUUCUUGAACCUUUUCGCAUGUUUGCAAGGUGUUUAUUCAAGCGUAUUCUGAAGGCAUUAUUCUGUGUAGCCUGAUUAAUGUAUACUUUUUGUGAAGCCCUGAAAUUGGCCAAUCCAACCAAUGUAGUUUCGUCCAGAAUAAAGUUAAAAAUGUGCAUAGGAUGCACUGAAAGUUGCUAUUUCAAUUGUGAAAAGGUUGAGGAAUUAGGGUAAUAGCUGAAAAGAUUUUUUUUUUUUGGAGAAGAUAUUCUGAUCAAUGGCGUUGGUCUGUCUUACUCUAUUUUAGGUGUCUCAGUUCAGCAGAUGUCCUGUUGUCAUACAGUUUGAGUUAGGUAUCAAGCCAUGGCACUAGAGAGCGCAUAAUUUACUACUAUUUAAGCAUUUACAUGUACAUUAGGAAAAAAAACCUUCACUCUGGUGACAAGAGGCCGUAUUUCACCAGUUACUUGCAACAAUUUGCCAACUGUCACACUGUUGUUUUACUCUCUGUAGUGUAAAUCUUAUAUUAUAUUACUAAAGCAGCACAUCUAAUGGUUUCAGCUUUGCAUGUAUUGAAAAGGUUAGGUAGAAAACAGCAGUGUAUUUUGCUUUGGCUUAAAGAGACAAACUGUCCACUCAUCGAUUUUGUUCUUUUGUGACCAUACAAGGCAAUGUAGUAUUUUCAGAUCGCAAUACUCUAACUCCAGCAAUUUUUCAAGAGUGACUGAGUAGCAUGCACAUGUACUCAACCUCCAUUUUCACAAAACGCUGUUAGACUUUCAGUUAGUGCAUCAUGCCAGUUGCAGGGCUGGUUUUCCAAAGCUAUCGAACUAAGGUGACUUAAAUCUUAUCGUCAACAUGAGCUAGACUUUGAAUACCAUUUUUACUAAUAUAUACUAUUUGUUACUUUUAAUAUAAAGGUCAGAUGUCAGCAAGGUUAGAUUAGUUUGUAAAUUUUAAUUUCAUUAUUGUCAUUUUAAAGGCAACUAAUGUUUUAUGGUAUUUGCAUUGAGGUUGAAGGUUGCUGCAUAGUUGCAUACAUGCUUUACAAAGUGUGUCGCUGCCUGAUAGAGUGGACUGUUACUUUUAGACUUGGACAUUCAGUUAUCCAAACUGUAUAAUAGUAAUGAUUUAUAGCCUUUGGCAUGGAUGCUCUCAGGGGAAGCCUGGUUUGAAUGAUACAUCUAGAGGCUCAAUGUUUAGUGACAUGACCCUAAGAUUGCAGUCCCUUUCUUCUUCGAAUGACAUGCUCAGUAACUUAUGAUUCAUAUAUGCAAAUUCUGAAAGUGGGGAUCUAAGGGUUGUCUGACAUGCAUGUACCACUCAUGCAUCGGAAUCGCAUGUUCCAAGUCCAUAUGUCGCAACAAUCUAAAAUACAAGUUUCCAAAGGAAUAUGCAAGAAAUAAUAUUUAAACAGUAAAAGCUUGUAACACGUAGGAGGGAAGCAGUCAUCAUUGAAUAGCUCAACAUGAGAACUAAGCCUGCACCUUGUAUACAGUUGCUAUUUGCCAUGAUCAUAUUGCUAGACUAGGUUGAUUGGCUGGAACACUCACGCUCGCUUAACUGACUAAUGAGUACUGUACUACAUAACUAUGUUUGAAGAGAAUCAAACAGAUCUAUUAAGAUGAAGUCUGAUGAUUUUACCAUUAAUGCCACAACAGCACUUUUGAGCUUUAGAUCGGAAAAAAGUCUGAUGGUGGAUUUUGUAUAUACGGUAUUCUGGCUGACAUCAAAUUCCCCGGCAACGGAGAAAAAUAUCUUGUUUCGAACAGUUUUUCAAAUUUGGCCAAAACUAAAAAUAUUUUAUUCAUCAGCUAGGUUGGAAAAACAAUCUACACAAUCUCUAUCCUUACCAUAGUGGAAACUGAAGUUACGUGUAACACUUGGUAUGUUUGCUAGUGCUGAUCUGUGAAGUAGCCCAUUAUGAUGAAUCAUGGAAGGCUACCAAGAAAUCUGUUACCAAAUGUUGCUUAAUGUUGUUCUAAGACUGUAAAAUGUGCUUUAGGUAAAUCCAUUGUAAAUAGUAUAUUUCCUGUGUAGAUACAAUCACGCCAUUUUUUUUUUUUAGUUAUCCAAUCACAUGUACAUGUACAUGUAGGGAGUGAUGUCCUGUUGAGUGUUUUAAUAAAACAUGGUAU